AUGGAUAGUAUCCUGCGGAUUUUUUAUGGCACUAUGGUUUUACCGUGUAGGCAGGUUCACAGUAUCAAACUACCAGAGUUUGAUUUUUGGAUCAGUGGAAAUUUUUCGAGAAAUUUCGAAAAAAGUGAAAAAAAAUUCGAAAAAGUGAAAAAAUACAAAAAAAAAGUAAAUUUUUUUCUACUUCAGGGCAACUGUAGAAAAUUGGUCCCAUCACAAAAAAUGAUCAAAAAUAGGCCAGUUCACUUUCGAUUUCUCCGAGAAAUACCAAAAAUGUACAAAUUACGAGAAUUUUGUUGA
Messenger RNA from Caenorhabditis briggsae, 297 nucleotides. The record is from RefSeq and is a predicted model, not a curated record. NCBI's taxonomy places the organism in Eukaryota, Metazoa, Nematoda, Chromadorea, Rhabditida, Rhabditidae. Bases 1 to 297 code for a protein of 98 amino acids. The transcript is spliced from 2 exons.